Molecule: messenger RNA, 499 nt
Organism: Musca vetustissima
Lineage: Eukaryota; Metazoa; Arthropoda; Insecta; Diptera; Muscidae
Exons: 4
Coding region: 125-499 (124 amino acids)
Source: RefSeq, a predicted model, not a curated record
UUUGACGCCUUUAUUUUAUUGUUGGGAUUUUCCUGGUCCUUUUGUUUUGAUUUUCGGUUUAACCAUCGCCAUCGUCGUCACCAGCACAACCACCUGUAGUAGGGCAUCCCCAGCAAUUCCCAAAAUGGUCGAUAUCAAAUCCAUUUGCCACUUAACAAUUUUAUUGCUGUCAUUCUGUUUUAUGUUGGUGCAUUGUUCGCUGGAGCCUACUGGAGAUCAAUUUCUAGAUAAUCCCACAGAUGUCAAACAAGAUGUCUUAACAAUGCACAAACGUCCUUCAUUCUUUGUCGGCAGUCGCUAUGGCCGUUCAUCGGGCGGUGCUUCAUCUUCGUCAGCGUUGGCUAGCGGUGCUGCCUAUGCACCAUCGAAGACACGUCGGCUGAAUGUUGUGCCACGCAAUGAUAGAUUCUUUUUGGGUUCACGUUAUGGCAAACGAGCGGAAAUCUCCACCGGCACCCAGUUAAGCAAUAAGGCGGCACCCAAACCCAUGAUGCGGUAG